AUGCAGGAAGAACAAGAUACGUGUCGCAUUUGCAGCGGUCCCGCAGAACCAGACCAACCUCUAUUCUACCCUUGCAAAUGUUCUGGUACCAUACGCUACAUACAUCAAGAUUGUUUAACCACAUGGUUGGCACACAGCAAGAAACAGACUUGCGAUGUCUGCAAGCAUCCGUACGCCUUCACGAAAGUUUAUUCGAAAGACAUGCCAAAGACGUUACCUCCUUGGUUGCUCGUUCGACAAAUAUUUCGUCAACUGAUAUCGACCCUUUUUCUUGGCAUCCGUUCAAUCGUGGUGGGAACAAUGUGGCUAGCGGUAUUGCCUUGGGUUACCAUCUGGACUUGGCGGCUGUACUUCGCCAUGGGUGAUUUUAUUGCUUGGAUGCUCAGCGACCUUCCGCGACCACAUGAACUAGGCGGCUUUAGCAUAGUUGCGCGUAAUAUGACCUCGCUAUCAUCAAACAGCACCGCAGCAAAUGCGACUUCGCCACAAUCACUCUUGUCGCAUCCUGUCGUUCGUGCGGUAUCUUCGGACAUCGUCGCGGGUCAAAUUGUGGCGUCAAUGAUUGUGCUUGUGUUUGUUGCCGUCUUCCUUCUCCGCGAGUGGAUCUCGCAGAAUGCACGCCCAGGUGUCUUCGAGGAUGCUGAAGGAAUUGACGAACCUCCGCAGCCAGCCGUUCCAGAGCAGGAAGCUGCUCAACAACCCCCAGAAAUCCCUAGAUUACCGGACCCAGCACAGCCAGUACGUGAAGACGACGGGGUUUGGCAACGCGUAUGGCUCAAUAAUACUCGGAAUCCACCUGUACCUGACCAGCCAGUUCCGGGUGAUUCUCACGAGAAGACCGAUAAGAGUGACGAAGCGGCCAAUCGCAGUCCUCACAAGAGGGUCCGUCGCAUGGACGAUGAAUCAACGGCACGUCAGUCUGGCGUUACACGCAGGGAGAAGGGCAAACGUGUAGAGCAUCGCGACCGUCACGGUUUACGUUACCGUCCAGACCACUGGAGGCGAACCUCGGAACAAUCGGUCACCAUUGGGUCUGAUAUCGACGAGGAAGAUUUCAUCGCUGAAUGGAGGGCACGAGAGGAGACAAGGCUGCGGCAGUUCCGUUGGCCUGAGCAACCCUCAACCUCGUCUCUUAACCUGCCAUCUGAGCAAACUCAGUUUACUUUCAGGGCACCCACAAUUGAGCAAUCUACCGUAGCUACUUCAGAAGAUGACUCGAUGGCAGCUGAUUCUGUUACUGAGCAGAGUCAGUUCACCUUUGCGCCACCUAUUUUACGUUCCACUUCAGAUAUCCCAACCGACAUCGCAGAGCGAUCCUUUCCUCAUAGUUGGCAUUCCGCGGAUGCGCCUUCACCACAAUCGUCUACGUCAACAAAGGUGGAAGAUAGCUUGUCUGCCGCACAGCCACUACUGGACAGCAUCGAAGAAUUCAGUUUUACUCGCAUACCUUCCCUCCCAACUCCGCCUGCUGAAACUCCAGGCAAUUUGCGACGUCCCCCUCUUCCCAGUGUCACACUCCCUCCAUCGUUAGGUGCAUCUCCGUCCGCAAGUGCGUCCCGAAGUCGCAGCGACACCCCUCCGGCCUCACCGAGUCUAGCAACGUAUCGUGCACCGGAAGAAUUCGAAGCUGGUCCAUCCAAGUUGUCCGGUUACUUCCAUGAUGAUACCCUGUCUGAGAAUGGCAAAGCCGAUAUGGAAGCGGAUAGCCAGUUGUAUUUUGCGAAUCCAAUUAAGCAGGGAGAUGCAGAGGAAGAGGAAGUCGAUGCCGGUGGACCGGAGGCCGACGACGAAGGUGAGGUGUAUCGUUGGUCCGACCACGAUCCCCAAGACGCGGACGAGGAGUGGGACGCGGAAGCUAUGGGAGUAGAGAUCAGAGACCUGAGAGAGGUGAUGGAAGAAGAUAGACUCCUAGCUGAAAGAAUGGCUGCUCCUGGGGCGCGAAAUCUCGUAUUCUUUGACCGGCAGCCCCGUCCACCCCGUCCACCCCGGCCAAACGACGAGGUGGAUGUAAACGAGAAUGAGAUGGAUGGUGCAAUGGAAGCAAUUGGAUUGAGGGGACCGCUGUUGAUUGUCCUACAAAAUGCGACAUUAGUGACUUUCAUCCUCGAUGCUAGCAUUGGAGUUGGCGUCUGGUUACCUUUUACGCUUGGCAAGUGCACGGCUUUACUUUCUUUGAAUCCGCGACGGUCUGUGCAGAUCCUACAGUUGCCUCUGCGAUUGAUCAGGCUUGUCACGGACCCCGUGGUUGAUUUCAUUAUUCUGUGGAUUAGACAAUCUUUUUUCCCGUGGGCUGUGGACUUGGCAUCAAUUGGUCUACAGCGUGCGGACAAUGUACUGGCAUCAGCGGUAGGGCACGAACGAGCUACUCAAAUCUCGGAGUCGUGCCAGCAUAUGUUCCGCUACAUUUCCGAUACUGCUGCGCGUGAAGCACAGGCUAGAACAUCCACUUCGUUUCUUGUUCGCAUGCUAGAGGAUCACUCCGAUACUUUGCGUCGUAUUGAACUAGUUUUCGCACCCAUCGGGAAGGCAAUGCGAACUCAGUACAACGAAGGGAAGUUCAUCUGGCUGCGUCUUGCCACGGGAAAUGGAACACCGGAGAAAGUUUUUGCGACUGUUCUAGGAUACUCUGUGCUGGGUUUACUUAUAGCGAUCUAUCUGAACAUCCUGAAUAUCGCAAGUGUCAGAUCUGCAGGACGUGCUGUCCGCAGCGCUGUUCGACAACAGCUGAUUGUGGUUAAGGUGGCUUCCUUUAUAAUUGUCGAGCUGGUCAUCUUUCCCCUGGGAUGUGGAGUGAUGUUGGAUUUGAGUGCGACCUGGCUUAUGCCUCAAGGUGACAUGCGAGACAGGUUGGCAUUCCUCAGGCUUGCCCCGAUCACUACAACGUUUUACCAUUGGGUGAUGGGGACAAUGUUCAUGUAUCACUUUGCAGUCCUCCUCGCAGGAUGCAGGGCAAUCAUGCGCCCUGGGUCUAUGUGGUUCAUCAAAGAUCCCCAGGACCAGAACUUCCAUCCAAUCCGCGAUAUUCUUGAGCGACCCACUCUCGUGCAAGUGCGAAAGCUUCUUGUGAGUGCUGUUAUGUAUGGCUUUGUAGUGUCAGCCUCGGUCGGCACUGUCUCUGGCGUCCUACGGCUGUUCAGCGGGACGGUUCUGCCAUUCAGAUGGAGAAUUCGUGAACCAUUGUCGAAUGUUCCAAUCGAUUUGCUCUUCCUACACUUUGCCCUGCCAUACACGAUGCAUUACUUCCGGCCCAAGAAGGUGCUACGAGAGUUCGGAAUCUACCUAUGGAAAUAUCUGUCAAGACAGCUGCGUCUCACGUCGUACAUGUUUGGUGAUCGCUACCCUUCUGAGGAGUUCACUCCCAAUCAUUGGUCGUGGAGGAUGUUGGUUAUGACAUCCGAGAUCCAGAUGGAUGACGCGGAGGCCGUGCAUGAUGGCAGCUUCUGGCGAGUCCCAAACAGCGAUAACGUCGUGAUUGCCAAGGAUGUGCCAGCCACUGCUGAAGUCAAUGAGAACGGACUUCCUUUGGGUGAAGAACAAGCCGCCUCGAUUGCCGUCCAAGAUGCGGAGGCGGAGAAGGCAAAGAGAAGCAUCAAGACUGAUUACACGGUCGCGUACAUCCCUCCUCAUUUCAGGUACAGAAUCGCGGCAUUCAUCGUAUGCGUUUGGACGAUCGGCUCUAUGAUGUUGGCACUGACACUUGCUCUACCAAUACUCCUGGGACGGAGUUUCUUCAAAUUGUUCAUAUCACGCGAAGUCCAUGAUGGCUAUUCGUUCAUCACAGGUUUUUACCUCCUGUGGUCCUGUUGGCUUGUGGCGAAUGCUAUUGAUCGUCUGGACAAACGUCGUCAACGGAGAGGUGGUGACGAGCCUCGCGCGGAAUGGCCUUUGUAUCUGGCUAAGCGAAGUCUUCUGUGGAUCGCCAAGACGUCAUACAUGGCUGUCUUCCUUGGUUUUGUCAUCCCGACACUUUUUGCCCUCGUCAUAGAGUUCUACACGGUUCAGCCCCUUCGACACAUGUUGCAUCCGGUCCAGGAAGUGCGGAUUCGUAUCGUCGACAUGUGGGCAACGGGUUUGCUCUUCACCCAAAUCUUCCUUCGAACAAUGCGAGCAGAACCUACUUCGAGGAUUAUCACGGGAAUUGAACAGAUCCGGCGAAAUGGGUGGACACAUCCCGACCCCAUCAAGGCGACGCAGGAUGUGAUCUUCCCUGUGACGCUUGGUCUCCUCGGUGCGCUCUUGAUGCCCCCUGGCGCUCUAUGGGGCCUGCGUCAGGUGUUGUCGCUACCGAUCGGCGAUAACUUCCUUUUUGUCCACCUGUAUCCAAGUCUUUUCACCGCAGCAGGACUGUCGCACGGCGCCCUGUUGUUGUCGAAGGUUGUUGCAUCAUGGUCACAAAGCAUCCGUGACAAAGAGUUCCUUGUGGAGAUGCGUCUCCGCAACCUUGAGCCACAGCAAGAACAAAAACCGGAGCCGGCGCCGAUAGUAGAAGGUGUAGAGGAAGAGGAAGAAGAGUACUAG
Molecule: messenger RNA, 4518 nt
Organism: Sparassis crispa
Lineage: Eukaryota; Fungi; Basidiomycota; Agaricomycetes; Polyporales; Sparassidaceae
Exons: 14
Coding region: 1-4518 (1505 amino acids)
Cellular component (GO): endoplasmic reticulum membrane
Molecular function (GO): zinc ion binding
Source: RefSeq, a predicted model, not a curated record